AUGCCUAUCAGCGGUGUCCUCGUAAAUGUCCACGACCCUGACUACGUGUUGGCGACGCACAGAGACGGCGUGCACGUCAAGGUCGAAGGUCAGCAGUUCACCUCUACCAACAAUCAGAGGUGGACCGCGGUGUACAAGUAUGACAGACCGACGGACAUGCGUCUGUGGUCGGUCCAGAACAAGGAUACUGGAAAUUUCUUGUCGUGGAACUCGAGCAUGCAAGUCCUCAUGAGCGACACUCAGCACUGGUGGAAAUUGGUCUUCGAAGGCGAGAAUAUCGCACUCCAAGUCCCCCACGCGUCCAAGGACGAUCAAAGCCACUAUACUUUGGAGCUUGAAGAUAAUGGAUCGGUGACGUGGCCCGUUGACCGUGGUGCCAUACUGUUUCUGACGCUCGUUGCAGGUCACCCUCAAGAACCAGACGGGGCAGCUCAUCAGCAGGCAGCUGUGGACUCCCAUGGAUAA
Molecule: messenger RNA, 465 nt
Organism: Suillus fuscotomentosus
Lineage: Eukaryota; Fungi; Basidiomycota; Agaricomycetes; Boletales; Suillaceae
Exons: 4
Coding region: 1-465 (154 amino acids)
Source: RefSeq, a predicted model, not a curated record